AUGUUCCUUCAGAGGUUCGCUGGGCCAUUGUUGGCGAAGGUGAAGGAGACGACUGGGAUCGUAGGCCUGGAUGUGGUGCCGAACGCAAGGGAAGUGUUGAUCUCACUCUACUCGAAGACCUUGAAAGAGAUCCAAACCGUUCCCGAGGACAAAGGUUACAGGAAGGCUGUGGAGAGCUUCACAAGGCAUCGGCUCAAGGUAUGCCAGGAAGAAGAGGAUUGGGAGCAGAUCGAGAAGCGCAUCGGCUGUGGUCAGGUCGAGGAGCUCAUUGAGGAAGCCCAGGACGAGCUUAAAUUCAUGGCCAAGAUGAUGGGUUCGUAUUAUUCCCUUGCUCUACUUUCGAAUUAA
Telopea speciosissima is the source of this 348-nucleotide messenger RNA. RefSeq names its product probable NADH dehydrogenase [ubiquinone] 1 alpha subcomplex subunit 5, mitochondrial. The coding region runs from base 1 to 348 and encodes 115 amino acids. NCBI's taxonomy places the organism in Eukaryota, Viridiplantae, Streptophyta, Magnoliopsida, Proteales, Proteaceae. Gene Ontology annotation, biological process: respiratory electron transport chain. The transcript has a single exon. The record is from RefSeq and is a predicted model, not a curated record.